Psylliodes chrysocephalus is the source of this 1690-nucleotide messenger RNA. Lineage: Eukaryota; Metazoa; Arthropoda; Insecta; Coleoptera; Chrysomelidae. The record is from the annotation of a GenBank genome assembly.
AACUUUUUCUAAUAAACUUUUGGAUCUUUGCAAUUGACGUUAUAUUUAUCUAACGAAAUUAUUAUAUUUUAUGGGUGUUUUGGUUUCCUCAUGUCUUUGAUCUGAAGAGAAGAGGGAGAAGGGAGGAAGAGCUUCAUGUGUCUGCAAUAUGACAGUUUUAAAAAAAAAGUUAAAUAAGUAAUUGAAAAUAGAUAUUUUUAAAAUGAAUUUUGCUCGGAAACAAUUAGAAAAGUAUGGAUGGAGUGAAGGAAAAGGAUUAGGAAAGAAAGAAGAUGGAAUUGUAACAGCUAUUAAACCUAAAUUAAAAUUUGACAAUUCUGGAGUGGGACACGAUGUUGGUGAACAGUUCACCAAUAACUGGUGGGAAAAAUUAUUUAAUAAUGCAGCUGAAAACAUUAAUGUUGAAUCUGAUAACAAUGAAGUAAAAAUGAAACUAAAAUCUAAAGAAUCUAUAGAAAUCACAACAAAAGGUUACUCUAUAAGAGACCUGAAGAAGAACAGCAAUUUAGAAUAUGGUUCUUUUCUAAAGACUUCUAAAAUCACAGGGAAUAAUGUGGAACAUUAUGAUACUCCUAGUAGGUCUGAAUAUAAAAGUAAUUUCCAAUCAUUGACUGAUGAAGAGUUAUUUGCUGCAUGUGGAGGCAGAACUGCCCAUAAAGGUGCUAGACAUGGCUUAAAACUUAGUGGGAAGUUAAGUAGAAUUGAAAAACAGGAAAAGAUGUUAUUGAAAAAAAUGAGAAAGGUAUCACUGUCAGAUAAUGAAGCAGAUAAAAAUGUUGCUGAGAAAAAAUUAAAAAAGCUAAAGAAACACAAAGAUGAAACUAAAGAAAAAUAUAUUCCAAUAAUGGAAGACAGCAUGGAAAGCACAUCUUCUAAUGGACUCAAAAAGAAGAAAAAACGCAAAAGUGUAUCAUUUAGUGAGACUGUUACAGUAACCCCAAUAUACACUGUAGAUCUUGAUACUAGCUUUGAAAGUGAGGGGGGAUCAAUUAAAGAUGACAAUAGCAAUGAGCCACAAUUGGAAGCUGUUGCCAGUGGUUCAGAUGAAGGCAUAGAACAAGACAUCGAAAAUAACAACAAUGAAUAUUCCGACAAUCAUAGAAGUUUUGAAGUGGGCCAAUUUAAUAUAAACGAUCUCUCCAAAGCAGAAAGAAAGAAAUUGAAGAAAAAAAGGAAAUUAGAAGCAAAAAAAUUCACUUCAACUGGAAUUUUCUUACAAAAUCUUAAAACCAAUCUAGAUAAUGAAAACAUGCCUGAUUUUGAAGAUAAGGAAGUAAAUUUGAAGAAAAGAAAAUUUUUGGAUGAAACUGAACAGGCUGAUAUGUGCUUUUCAAAAACGGAACCAGACUUCAAAAACAAGAGAAAGAAGGAAAAAGAAAAAAGAAAGAAGCAGAAGAAGGUAGAAGAUAAGCUUAAUUCAAUUGUUUUGUCACUAGACACAGCGUGCCGUAUAUCUGAAAGUGAGUGAGAUUUGUAAACUAUAUCUAUUUUUAUAAUUUUACAGAUACUUUUUUGUAUCUCUAAGAGUUCAUAUUUUUGUUCUUUUUUUGAGUACUUUUGUUACAUUAUAAUUUGUGUAAAGAGUAGUUAUGUAUGUUACUUUUUUUCUAUAAUUUAAGCACUAUAAUAAUUACAUGUCUAAAUAAGUUGUUUUCGGUUUCUGUAAUAAAAUAAAAAAACUAUUAUUUUC